UGAACGAUUCCCUGCACGUUUUUUCCGUCGAUAUAGAUUCCCUGUACAAUUUUCCGGCGAUAUAGAUUUCCGAGAAGAAGAUGGACAGUAGUUCAAAUGAAGAGUCUGAUUUUAGCGAUUCAGAUAUUAAUGAAUACACAGAGAAACCAUAUGAAGGACUGAGAUCUGGUGAACUUAAGGUUAAGCAUGUGAAUGGAUUCCUCAGGUGCCCAUUUUGUACAGGAAAGAAGAAACAGGAUUACAAAUAUAAAGAUCUGAUGCAACAUGCAUCUGGAGUUGGUGUAGGUUCAAAAAGUAGAAGUGCUAAACAGAAGGCAAAUCAUCUUGCACUUGCAAAGUAUUUGCAAAUAGACUUAGCCCAUGAAGCAGAGGAAAAGCCGAGACGAGUUGAGAAACCUGAGAAGGAUGAACUAUAUUAUUGGCCUUGGAGUGGAAUAGUAAUGAAUAUUUCAAGUGAACCAAAAACUGGAACAGAUAGCAGUGACUAUUGGGUAAAUUUGUUCUCUAAGUACAAGCCUGUAAAUGUUCAGAUCUUUUGGGAUGAAAACCAUGUAAAGGGCCAAGCUGUUGUAACCUUUGAUAACGAUUGGGUUGGUUACAGGAACGCUAUGGAGUUUGAGAAGUCCUUUGAGGCUUAUCGUCGUAGUAAGAAUGAGUGGAAAGAUGAUGAAGAUGUUUUGGGAUCAAAUAUCUAUGGGUGGGUUGCACGUGCAGAUGAUUACAACUCCCAAGGUCAGAUUGGAGAUUACCUUCGUAAAAAGGGCGAGUUGAAAACUGUAUCUGUCGUUGUGCAAGAUGAAUCUCAUGGUAGACUGCUGAUGGUUGAGAAUCUUGCCAUGGAGAUUGAGGUUAAAAAUGAAUAUAUCAAUCAAUUGGAGAUGAAGUAUGAACUGUCUACACUGUGUGUGAAUAGAAUGCUCGAGGAAAAAGAUAGAUUGCAUCUUGCUUUCACUGAAGAAACAAAGAAGAUGCAGCACCUUUCACAAGAGCAUGUGCGUAGGAUUUUAGAUGAGCAGGAGAAGAUGAAACAUGAACUGGAAGUUAGGAGGAAGGAACUUGAUACAUGGAACAGAGAGUUAAACAAACGUGAAGCUUUGACUGAUCGCGAAAGACAGAAAUUGGAUGAUGAGAAGCAAGAGAAUACAACUAAAAACAAUUCACUUGAAAUGGCAUCCUUGGAGCAGAAGAAGUCUGACGAGAAUGUCUUGAGAUUGGUUGAAGAGCAUAAGAAAGAGAAACAGGAGGCAUUAGCUAAAAUUCUUGUACUGGAAAAACAACUGGAUGCCCAACAGAUGCUAGAGAUGGAAAUUGAAGAUCUGAAAGGUAAAAUGCAGGUGAUGACCCAUCUUGGAGAUGACGAUGACGAGGCUUUACAAAAAAAGAUCAAAGAGUUGAAUGACGAACUGGAACAAAAGCAAAAUGAGAUGAUUGAUCUAGAGGACCUAAAUCAAACCCUGUUGAUCAAAGAAAGAAUGAGCAAUGACGAAGUACAAGAAGCUCGUAAAGAGUUUAUUAAGGAUCUUGAAGAGUCGAUGGGUAGUCGUGCUAGUAUUGGGAUUAAAAGAAUGGGAGAGAUUGAUAGAAAGCCCUUCCAGAUUGCUUGCAAAAGAAAAUACCCAUCUUCAGAUGUAGACAUUAAAGCCUUAGAGCUAUGUUCCUCUUGGCAAGAAAAUAUGAAAGACCCUGAAUGGCAUCCCUUUAGGGUCAUUAUGAAUGCAGAAGGAGAACACGAGUUAAGUGUUAAUGAAGAUGAUGAAAAACUGAAAAGUCUAAAGCAAGAACUCGGAGUUGAGGUGUACGAAGCAGUUGUCGUAGCGAUGAAAGAAAUGAAUGAAUAUAAUCCUAGUGGCAGUUAUGUAGUUUCAGUACUAUGGAACUUUAAAGAGAAUAGACAAGCUACACUGAAGGAAGUUAUCGCGUUUCAUAUCAAGAAUCUGAAAGCGGCUAAGCGCAGAAAGAGGACUUGAAGAAAUAAGGUUAGUUUUUGCUGCUGUAACUAUGAAAAAUUAUCUAGUUUUUUUGUUUUUU
Impatiens glandulifera is the source of this 2028-nucleotide messenger RNA. Its product is annotated as factor of DNA methylation 1-like. The coding region runs from base 81 to 1967 and encodes 628 amino acids. The transcript is spliced from 7 exons. The record is from RefSeq and is a predicted model, not a curated record. Gene Ontology annotation, biological process: gene silencing by siRNA-directed DNA methylation. Lineage: Eukaryota; Viridiplantae; Streptophyta; Magnoliopsida; Ericales; Balsaminaceae.